This is a messenger RNA of Ziziphus jujuba (common jujube), 1562 nucleotides long. RefSeq names its product protein DEEPER ROOTING 1. Gene Ontology annotation, biological process: regulation of growth; gravitropism. The transcript is spliced from 6 exons. The coding region runs from base 321 to 1124 and encodes 267 amino acids. The record is from RefSeq and is a predicted model, not a curated record. NCBI's taxonomy places the organism in Eukaryota, Viridiplantae, Streptophyta, Magnoliopsida, Rosales, Rhamnaceae.
UUUGAAAAAGGCAUAAGAAAAUUGACUAGAUUCAGAGAUAUAGAGCUGGGAAGGAGAGAAUGCCAGUAGCUAAAGGCCGUGUUUUGGGAACUUGAACCAGUACAAUAGAGAAAACCAAUUCUCAGCUUGGCCAUGAAAUUCAUCAAAUCUCCAUUUUCAUUUCUCUGCUUCCAAAGCUGACCAAUUUCUCCUCCUCUUUUUAAUAUAUUACCUGUUUUGAAAGCUCUCAACUUUUCCAUUCAAAUUUCCUCCAAAAACUCUCUUCCUUUUACCUCCUCCGCCACGAUUUUGCCUUGGUGCUUCCAUUACCAUCUCAGAAAAUGAGGCUCUUUGGUUGGAUGCAAAAUAAGCUCAAUGGUAAACAAGGGAACAGCAAAUCAAAUACAAGUUCUGCUCCCAAUCAUGUAAAACAAGAGCCUCGUGAAGAGUUUAGUGACUGGCCACAGGGAUUGCUAGCAAUUGGAACAUUUGGAAACAGUGAUUUAAGAGAAACCAAUGAAAUUAUACAGAGCCAAAAUAUUGAGGAGGAAAUUCCGUCUUCAUCUGAAGAAGAACUACUAGAUAGCUUCACUCCUGAAGAAGUAGGCAAAUUACAAAAGGAGUUGACGAAACUCUUAUCUCGAAAACCAAAUGUGGGGAAGGAAAUUGCAGAUCUUCCAUUGGAUAGAUUCCUUAAUUGUCCAUCAAGCUUGGAGGUGGAUAGGAGGAUCAGCAGUGCACUUUGCAGUGAUUCUGCUGAUGAUGAAGAUAUAGAUAAAACUAUCAGUGUUAUACUUGGUAGAUGCAAAGAUCUCUGUGCAGAAAAAAGCAAGAAAGCCAUUGGCAAGAAAUCCAUCUCCUUUCUUUUCAAGAAAAUGUUUGCUUGCAGGAGUGGGUUUGCACCAGCACCAAGUUUGAGAGAUACACUCCAAGAGUCAAGAAUGGAAAAGCUUUUGAGGAUGAUGCUUCAUAAGAAGAUGAGUUCCCAAAAUGCUUCCCGGGCAUCAUCCAUGAAAAAAUACAUAGAGGACAAACAAGUAGUUCCAAAGAAAAAAGGUGAUGAUGUUGAAGAAAGACGAAAGAAAACAGAUGAUGGAUAUAAAUGGGUCAAGACAGAUUCUGAGUAUAUUGUUCUAGAGAUUUGAAUCUGCAGCUUUUCUACUUGAAUUGCAUUCUUAUAAAUUAUUACAAGAUUCAAGAGUCUAAUACGUAUGCCACCAAUCUACCAGCCAAUUACUUGUAAGGAAGUGAUUAAUUAAUUUAAUAAAUCCUUGAAUGGUGGCUUCCAUAUCUGAGGAUAAAAAAAAAAAAAAAAGAGACAUAUAUCUAUCAAUCAUAUGCGUAUCUGUUCUAUUUUAUCGACGGUGGUGGUUCCCGGCCGUUUUUUUCAUGGUUGCAUCUGAGAAAACAGUGCAAUACAUGUUAGUUUAGACAGUUGAAUGAUUUGUGUGCUUGUAGUUAUAGCCUGUGCUGCCAAAGCUAGACUUUAAGAUAUUUGAGAUUUAUAUUAAUUAAUGUUAAUUAGAUUCACAUGCAAUGCCAAGACGUUGUUCUUCACUAUAAAUUAAUAUUCCCUUUAUUUA